UUUGCCUGAGAUAUCUAUGCCGAAAUUAACCAGAAAUUUUCAAAUGUGUACUUAUCUUUAUAACCUGCGAAUAUUAUUUUGUAAAAUCAGUUAUUUAUCUAAAAUGCGAAAGCAAUCGUUUGUUGUUUUACUAUAACACUUAACACGGGCGCGUGUGUUGAAUGUUUGAGUACUACGCGGUAGAUCGCGAGUUCAAUACUGAAAACGGCAAAAUUGUUUAAUCAAGUGAAGUGUACUUAUAUCAAUAACAAAUAAAUCAACGGUAAAACGCAGGACAACAAGUGUAAUACUAAUUACUGAAAACAGCACUUGAAACCUGUUGCUCUUACUGGUUUACCAUAGGUGAAAAAGCUCGGCCCAAAACGCGUCUAUUUCGAAAUUGUCGAUUAUUGCCAUCAUAUUUGCACAUUAUAUAUGUCUGCUAACAGUAUGUCUCUAUAUAUAUUGAUUGGCAUUGAAAAAGAAUAAGAACACUAUGAAAAGCUCUAAACAGAUAGAAAACUAAAGUUAUCCACUAAGCAAGUUAUUUUGGCAGGUGCGAAACAAAAUGUUCAACAAGCUCCUCAAGCGGUUCCUUAUUGUUGCGCUUCCUAAUCUUCUCUUCAUCACAAAUGAACACUUCGGCCACGCAGCUCUCACUGGCCAAUGCAACAUAUGUUUUCAGAGUGAUAUCGCCUGCCUGGAUGAACAGAACUUUGCUGCUUGCGUAGACGAGGCGCCGCUCAAUGUGCGUACACCCUGCCCACCAAACACGGUGUGCACUGCUGAUAAAGGUAUAUGUCAAGCCACCGCCCGAGGUGCUGUACCCGUGUGCUACGAAGAUCAGUGUGGAACAUGUGCAUCUGCGCAAAAGAAUUUCGCCUGUCUCGACGAGACUAUCUAUGCCAUCUGCUAUGAUGGUCAAACACCAGAACCGAGUUCCAUAGAAUCGUGUUCCGUCGGAUAUGUAUGCGAUUUGAAAAACCCUAAAAUUUGUUCGCCUGCGCUAACAGCGAUUCCUUCGUGCACCAUAAGAUCAACAACAGAUACAACAACCAUUACAACAACUGAUACAACAACAGAUACAGCUAUCGUUACAACAACUGAUACCACAGCAGAUACAACUACUGAUACUACGACAAUAACGUAUACAACAACAGAUAGUACAACUGAAGACCCAACUUAUACAACAACUGAUACUACGUCUAAAACUGAUACAACUACAAAUGCGACCCCUAUCCCUACGACAACAACUGUGACAAUAACCGAUACAACAACUUUUAGAACAACAGGAUCAACUAGACCACCUAGAGAUGCAACAACAUUUUGUGCUGAAACGGCCAAGCAAGGAAGAUUUAGACAGGAUGGUGAUACAACAUGUGCCAAAUUUAUUUACUGCUACCGUCUUGCUGGUCAAUAUUUGGGUCGUAAGUACGUUUGCCAGUACUAUUUCAAUGCAGUUACUCAAGAAUGCCAAACGCAACGUCCGGAUGAUUGUUAA
Messenger RNA from Zeugodacus cucurbitae (melon fly), 1480 nucleotides. RefSeq names its product mucin-5AC. Bases 548 to 1480 code for a protein of 310 amino acids. The record is from RefSeq and is a predicted model, not a curated record. The transcript has 4 exons. Lineage: Eukaryota; Metazoa; Arthropoda; Insecta; Diptera; Tephritidae.